GAAUACAUCUUAGGCUAUCCAAUGACACAAAAAUUAUUUCGAAACUCCAAGUAAAACUCAAUAUAUCAUCAAAAUUACAAAGGGCAUAAUUAUAAAAAAUAAUCCUAAAAUUACCCUUAAGUCACUUAUUGCAGAAAGCCGCAGGUUAUGUCUUGAUUUUAAUCACGACAUAAAUUUAUGUCAUUCAAAUGGAUUUAUGUCAUGAUGUUAUGUCGUGAUUUAUGACAUAAAGCUUUAUGCAACGGAUUUAUGUCAAUAUUUGUGUUUAUGUCAUGAUUUAUGCUGUAUGACAUAAAUCGUGACAUAAAUCAUGACAUAAAUCAAUACAUAAACUUUUUUGCAACAGGGCCCAGGGACAUCAACCCUCGGCAAUUUGUUUACAUAACUUUCUUUGUCUCCGUCAUGUAUUGCACAAUCUUGAGAAGCACAUGUUUGGAAAUCUGAUAUUCUUGUGGUGGUGGGGGGGGGGGGGGUACGAGAUUGCAGCCCUUUUCAUUCUGUUUUGGUUUGGCUGCCACAUGGCCUCUCUCACUGUGUGGAGAAAUUAGGUCAGGUAAAAUUUGCAAAGACGUGGAUAAGUUCAUUUCAAUUAGAGGCCGUGCAAGGCUAGGCAUUCAUGAUGGAUGAUGGAAAUUGCCAGUUUUGGUUCUGGUAGGCCUUUUUGUCAUGAAUCUGUGUUACUGAUACGAACGCUUAACAAUUCAAUGACCUUUAUGACUUAUAUCAUUAUUUUGUAUGAAUAAUUUUAAGUCUUUUUUAAAAAGUGUCAUUUAAAUAACUUUCAGUCAAAUAUGUACGAAGGAUAUUUGUUCAACUUCAUAACAUUUGCAGGUACCUAUAUUGUAUGAUAAAAUAAAUUACCUCAGAAUUGUACAAAUUCAGAACUUUCUUUUUCUUUUACAUUGUCUUUAGACACGAAUACAGAUCUUUCUAGAUUAAUUUAGCAAAUGGGCUAUAACACUAAAUAGUAAACACGCAAAGCUCACGUCAACCAAGUAUCAAACAUUCAAACUUGGAUUAAUUCAUGGAGGUUCUACCUCCAUGAUUUAAUCUGAAUAGGUCUGUAUUAGGUCCAUGAAUCAACUCAGAUAUCGUUCAAGCAUCAAAAUCAAUCUAUCAUCACAACACUAAAAUCAUAAACAAUAACUUCGAAGAAACAAUGCGAAGGUCAAACCAGGGAAGUGUUAUACUUCCCUGGUAUAUGCUAGCUACCGUGUAUAUGUGUAUAUAUAUACACACACACACAUACACACACACACAAACGCAAAAAAGCCGCGAAAUAGCUCCAGAAAUUGUAGCCCUGGAAAGUGGAAAAAGAGCCCUGGAAAAUGAAAAAGUAGCCCUGGAAAAUUUUUAAGUUUCUCCAAAAAGAGCCCUGGAAAGAAAAAAAGUAAUUUUUUGGUUGAUAUGAAGAUAUCCAUAUACAACAAAAAGUACUAAGUGCAUGUACAAUACAUGAGAAUAACCUUGGAACAAAUCGCUCUUUUCAAGAAAAUAGAGAAAUAUACAAUAAUUAGAUUAGUAAGGGAAAGUGGGUAAGUUUAAGGGAAAAUUUGAAGGAAAAACUACUGGAAGCCAGAUGGAUGGCAUUCCAAAUAUUUGAGGCUGCUUAUGUGAAAUUGUGAAUUGAAAAAAAACCAAAAAACAUAUAGGCCUACUCUGUUGAGUCUGUUUCCUCAUGUCUUUAGGUUUUCUUCAGGGUACAGAAGCAAGAUGGGACGAAAAAGUAAGCGAAAAACUAAUCCUGGUCCGGAUGAAGUGUCUAAAGCGGAUAGGAAAGAACUGAUUAAACUGUGUGGACAAGUUAUCGACCUGGCUGCCACUCCAAUCCCACCAACUACUGGUGAACAAUGGGAAGAAUUCCUACAGAUCCACAACGUGAUUGAAAAGAUACGCAAAAGACAGAAUGGUGAGCCAAAUCAUCAGUCAAAGAGAGAAGAGCACUUUGAAGCAUUCUUCAAGUGGCUCAAUGAGAAUGGAGUUUCAUCAGAUUCUGUAAAAAUUGCCAAGUUUGAUCAGGGGUAUGGUCUCCAAGCUACAAAGGAUAUCAAGAGUGAUGAGCAACUAUUGAACAUUCCAAGGAAAGUCAUGAUAACUGAUCAGAAUGCGUUAGAGUCACACACAAUAGAUUUUCCGACGAGCCUCAGAUAUGCCGACGGGAGCGCAGAUUUGCCAACCGACAAUAUCCUUUUUUGUCCUUUUUUUUCUUUCCUUCUCUUCUUUUUUCUUUCCUCUUUUUCCCUUCAUUUUUCCGAAGGGAGUGCAGAUUUGCCGACGGUACUUCAAAUUUGCUGACGGGAGUGCAGAUUUUCCAACGGUAUGAAGAGUAGUGGGGGUGUCGCACCCCCCUUUAAGCUAUAGCCCUGCCAGUGAUAAGUUACAUCAGAAUAACCGGAUUAUGAAGACAA
Molecule: messenger RNA, 2408 nt
Organism: Lytechinus pictus (painted urchin)
Lineage: Eukaryota; Metazoa; Echinodermata; Echinoidea; Temnopleuroida; Toxopneustidae
Product: actin-histidine N-methyltransferase-like
Exons: 5
Coding region: 1714-2295 (193 amino acids)
Source: RefSeq, a predicted model, not a curated record